Dipodomys spectabilis (banner-tailed kangaroo rat) is the source of this 7550-nucleotide messenger RNA. It is a transcript of the gene Dock5, whose product is annotated as dedicator of cytokinesis 5. The transcript has 52 exons. Gene Ontology annotation, biological process: cell migration; small GTPase-mediated signal transduction. The record is from RefSeq and is a predicted model, not a curated record. Gene Ontology annotation, cellular component: plasma membrane; cytoplasm. Bases 111 to 5696 code for a protein of 1861 amino acids. NCBI's taxonomy places the organism in Eukaryota, Metazoa, Chordata, Mammalia, Rodentia, Heteromyidae. Gene Ontology annotation, molecular function: guanyl-nucleotide exchange factor activity; small GTPase binding.
GGCGGAACAUGGCGGCCGAGGCCGGGGCGCGCCGGAGCGCGCGGGGACGGCCGGAGCCCGGGGAGCUGUAGCGGCGCCGCCGCCGUCUCCGUGGGGACGAGGGGGCCGCCAUGGCCCGCUGGAUCCCGACCAAGAGGCAGAAGUACGGGGUUGCGAUCUACAACUACAAUGCUUCUCAGGAUGUGGAGCUCUCCCUGCAGAUCGGCGACACGGUCCACAUUCUGGAGAUGUACGAGGGUUGGUACAGAGGAUAUACUCUCCAGAAUAAAUCUAAAAAGGGCAUUUUCCCUGAAACGUACAUCCAUUUGAAGGAGGCCACUGUGGAAGACCGGGGGCAGCACGAGACCGUGAUUCCCGGGGAGCUGCCGCUGGUGCAGGAGCUCACGUGCACUCUGCGAGAAUGGGCCGUCAUCUGGCGCAAGCUCUAUGUGAACAACAAGGUCACGCUCUUCCGCCAGCUGCAGCAGAUGACGUACAGCCUGAUUGAGUGGCGCUCCCAGAUCCUCUCCGGGACACUGCCCAAGGAUGAACUGGCGGAGCUGAAGAAGAAAGUCACCGCCAAAAUCGAUCAUGGGAACAGAAUGCUUGGGCUGGAUCUGGUGGUGCGAGAUGACAACGGAAACAUCCUGGACCCGGAUGAAACCAGCACCAUCGCUCUCUUCAAAGCCCACGAAGUGGCCUCCAAACGGAUCGAGGAGAAGAUCCAAGAAGAAAAGUCCAUCCUGCAGAGCCUGGGCCUGCGGGGCCAGGCCAACUUCAGCACGGUCCACACCUACGGCCUGUAUGUGAACUUCAAGAACUUCGUGUGCAACAUCGGAGAGGAUGCCGAGCUACUCAUGGCCCUCUACGACCCAGACCGGUCCACCUUCAUCAGUGAGAACUAUUUGAUUCGCUGGGGCAGUAAUGGCAUGCCCAAAGAGAUAGAGAAGCUCAAUAACCUCCAGGCAGUGUUCACGGACCUCAGCAGCACGGACCUCAUCCGGCCUCGCAUCAGCCUCGUGUGCCAGAUUGUCCGCGUGGGCCGCAUGGAGCUGAAGGAGGGCAAGAAGCACACCUGCGGCCUGCGGAGGCCUUUCGGAGUAGCAGUGAUGGACGUGACUGACAUCGUGCGCGGGAAGGUGGACGAUGAGGAGAAGCAGCACUUCAUCCCCUUCCAGCAAAUUGCCAUGGAAACCUACAUCCGGCAGAGGCAGCUCAUCAUGUCACCCCUGAUGACGUCCAGCGUCAUCGGCGAGAACGAGCCCCUCACCUCCGUCCUGAAUAAAGUGAUAGCGGCCAAGGAGGUCAAUCAUAAGGGACAAGGACUUUGGGUGUCCUUGAAGCUGCUGCCUGGUGACCUCGCUCAAGUGCAGAAGAACUUUUCUCACUUGGUGGAUAGAUCGACAGCCAUAGCCCGGAAGAUGGGCUUUCCAGAAAUCAUACUGCCAGGAGAUGUCCGGAACGACAUUUAUAUCACUCUGAUCCACGGGGAGUUUGACAAAGGGAAGAAGAAGACACCCAAAAAUGUGGAGGUGACCAUGUCUGUGUUUGACGAGGAGGGCAACCUCCUGGAGAAAGCGAUCUUCCCGGGCGCGGGGUACGAGGGCAUCUCGGAGUACAAGUCGGUCGUGUACUACCAGGUCAAGCAGCCCUGCUGGUACGAGACAGUCAAGGUGUACAUCCCCAUCGACGACGUCACCCGCUGCCACAUCCGGUUUACCUUCCGACACAGAUCAUCGCAGGAGUCCAGAGAUAAGUCAGAGCGAGCUUUUGGGGUGUCCUUCGUGAAGCUGAUGAACCCGGAUGGCACCACCGUGCAGGACGGGAGGCACGACCUGGUGGUGUACAGGGGUGACAACAAGAAAAUGGACGAUGCCAAAUUCUAUCUGACACUGCCUGGGACCAAGGCGGAGAUGGAAGAAAAGGAACUGCAGGCAUCUAGCAAGGACAGCACGAAGGACAGCUUCCAGAUCGCCACACUCAUCUGCUCCACAAAGCUCACCCAGAACGUUGACCUGUUAGGCCUGUUAAAUUGGCGUUCCAAUGCCCAGAACAUCGAGCACAACCUCAAGAAGCUCAUGGAGGUGGAUGGAGGGGAGAUUGUUAAGUUCUUGCAAGAUACGCUGGAUGCACUUUUUAACAUCAUGAUGGAAAUGUCGGACAACGAAACGUACGACUCCCUUGUGUUUGACGCACUGGUGUUUAUUAUUUCACUGAUAGGAGACAUCAAGUUCCAGCAUUUUAAUCCUGUCCUCGAAACCUACAUUUACAAGCACUUCAGUGCCACCUUGGCAUACGUAAAACUCUCCAAGGUCCUGAACUUCUACGUGGCGAACGCAGAUGACUCCAGCAAGACAGACUUGCUCUUUGCGGCUCUGAAAGCCUUGAAGUACUUGUUCAGGUUCAUCAUCCAGUCCCGCGUGCUCUACCUGAGAUUCUAUGGCCAGAGCGAAGAUGGAGAUGAGUUUAAUGACUCAAUCCGCCAGUUAUUCCUGGCUUUCAAUAUGCUGAUGGACAGACCUCUGGAGGAAGCCGUCAAGAUCAAGGGGGCAGCUCUGAAGUACCUCCCUAGCAUCAUUAACGACGUCAAGCUGGUGUUCGAUCCUGUGGAGCUCAGCGUGCUCUUCUGCAAGUUCAUCCAGAGCAUUCCUGACAACCAGCUGGUCCGGCAGAAACUCAACUGCAUGUCCAAGGUGGUGGAGAGCAACCUGUUCCAGCAGUCAGAGUGCCGGGAAGUGCUGCUGCCGCUGCUGACGGACCAGCUCAGCGGCCAGCUGGAUGACCACUCAAGCAAGCCGGACCACGAGGCCAGCUGUCAGCUUCUCAGCAGCAUCCUGGAGGUGCUGGACAGGAAAGACGUGGGCCCCACGGCGACGCACAUACAGCUGAUCAUGGAGCGGCUGCUGCGGAGGAUCAACCGGACGGUGAUCGGGAUGAACCGGCAGUCUCCCCACAUUGGCAGCUUUGUGGCUUGCAUGAUCACCAUCCUACAGCAGAUGGAUGACAGCCACUACAGCCACUACAUCAGAACCUUCAAGACUCCACACGACAUCAUCGACUUCCUCAUGGAGACUUUCAUCAUGUUUAAGGACCUGAUCGGCAAGAACGUCUACGCCAAGGACUGGAUGGUCAUGAACAUGACACAGAACAGGGUGUUUCUUCGCGCGAUCAAUCAGUUUUCUGAAGUUCUCACGAGACGCUUCAUGGAUCAGGCGAGCUUUGAACUUCAGCUCUGGAACAACUACUUCCACUUGGCCGUAGCCUUUCUUACCCAUGAGUCCUUGCAGCUUGAGACCUUCUCACAAGCCAAACGCAGCAAAAUUGUAAAAAAAUAUGGGGACAUGAGAAAGGAGAUCGGCUUUAGGAUCCGGGACAUGUGGUACAACCUGGGACCCCACAAAAUCAAAUUCAUCCCAUCCAUGGUGGGGCCCAUUCUGGAGGUCACUCUGACCCCCGAAGUGGAGCUCCGCAAAGCCACCAUCCCCAUUUUCUUUGAUAUGAUGCAGUGUGAGUUCAAUUUCAGUGGAAAUGGCAAUUUCCAUAUGUUCGAGAACGAACUGAUCACGAAGCUGGACCAGGAGGUAGAAGGGGGUCGUGGAGAUGAACAGUAUAAGGUUCUUCUGGAAAAACUGCUCCUGGAGCAUUGCAGAAAGCACAAGUACCUGUCCAGCUCUGGCGAAGUCUUCGCCCUCCUGGUCAGCAGCCUGUUGGAGAAUCUGUUGGACUACAGAACCAUCCUCAUUCAUGAUGAGAGCAAGGAGCACCGCAUGAGUUGCACCGUCAAUGUGCUGAAUUUCUAUAAAGAGAAGAAGCGGGAAGACAUUUAUAUAAGAUACCUGUACAAGCUCCGAGACUUGCACCGAGACUGUGAGAGCUACACGGAGGCCGCCUGCACCCUCCUCUUACACGCCGAGCUUCUGCAGUGGUCUGACAAGCCCUGCAUGCCUUACCUGCUCCAGAGGGACACUUACUAUGUGGGUACCCAGCAAGAGCUGAAAGAGAAACUCUACCAAGAAAUCAUAUCUUACUUUGACAAAGGCAAGAUGUGGGAGAAAGCCAUCAAGCUGAGCAAAGAACUGGCGGAGACCUACGAGAGCAAGGUGUUCGACUACGAGGGUCUGGGCAGCCUCCUGAAAAAGCGAGCUUCGUUUUAUGAGAACAUCAUCAAGGCCAUGCGGCCGCAGCCGGAGUACUUCGCCGUGGGCUACUAUGGGCUGGGCUUCCCCGCCUUCCUGCGGAAUAAAAUCUUCAUCUACCGGGGGAAGGAGUAUGAGAGGCGAGAAGACUUCAGUCUGAGGCUGCUCACCCAGUUCCCCAAUGCCGAGAAGAUGAGCAGUACCACACCCCCUGGCGAUGACAUCAAGUCCUCCCCUAAGCAGUACAUGCAGUGUUUUACCGUGAAGCCAGUCAUGAGCCUGCCACCCAGCCUCAAGGACAAACCAGUUCCAGAGCAGAUCUUAAACUACUACCGCGCCAAUGAAGUGCAGCAGUUCAGCUACUCCCGGCCCUUCCGGAAGGGGGAAAAAGACCCUGACAAUGAGUUUGCUACCAUGUGGAUUGAGCGGACCACGUACACCACGGCCUAUAGCUUUCCUGGGAUUCUCAAGUGGUUCGAAGUCAAGCAGAUCUCAACGGAGGAAAUCAGCCCCUUGGAGAAUGCCAUAGAAACCAUGGAGCUGACCAACGAGCGGAUCAGCAACUGUGUGCAGCAGCACACGUGGGACCGGUCACUCUCCGUGCACCCGCUGUCCAUGCUGCUCAGUGGCAUUGUGGACCCCGCCGUCAUGGGGGGGUUCUCCAACUACGAGAAGGCCUUUUUCACAGAAAAGUACUUACAGGCGCAUCCUGAAGACCAGGAGAAGGUGGAGCUGCUCAAGAGACUCAUAGCAUUACAGAUGCCCCUGCUCACCGAGGGAAUCCGCAUCCAUGGGGAGAAGCUGACGGAGCAGCUCAAGCCGCUGCACGACCGCUUGUCCUCCUGCUUCCGGGAACUCAAGGAGAAAGUAGAGAAGCUCUACGGGGUCAUCACACUGCCAUCCAACCUGACGGGGAGGAAGCAAAGCCGCACGGGCUCCCUCGUGCUGCCCUACAUCAUGCCCUCCACUCUGCGGAGGCUGUCUGUCACCUCCAUGGCCUCCUCCGUGGCCUCCACCUCCUCCAACUCCUCGGAAAACACUUCUUCCAGGCCAGGAUCUGAUGGGUCAAUCCUGGAGCCCCUUUUUGAGCGCAGGGCCUCGUCAGGUGCCAGAGUUGAAGAUGUCGCCCUCAGAGAGGACGGUGAGAACCGAAUCAGCAGGUUCAAGAGAAAAGACUGGAAUCUGAGCAAGUCUCAGGUCAUUGCAGAGAAAGCUCCAGAGCCGGAACUGAUGAGUCCAGCCAGAAAAGUACCGAGGCCCAAGAGUCUCCAGCUGGUAGACAGUCGGCUGACACCCUUUCCUAGCUGCUCUCCUCCUCCUCCCUCCACGCCCUUGAGUCCACCUCCGCUCACGCCCAAAGCUACCAGGACCCUAAGUUCCCCAUCCUUGCAGACAGAAAGACUGGUGACUUCUGCGCCCCCUCCACCUCCCCCCAAAAGCAAGCCCUAUGAGAACAGCCAGAGGAACUCUGCUGAGAUCGCACCCCCACUGCCUGUCCGCAGAGAAGCCAGAGCCCCACCCCCACCCCCUCCCAAAGCAAGGAAAUCCGGCCUGGGGCCUUCGGAGCCGGGAGCGCAGUGAGGACCUGUCCGUCCACAUUUCUGCACCUCCAGUGCCUUGGACACACUGCCAGACAGCCGGUCUCGGGAGAGUGGCUGCUUAGAGGGCCAGGACACUGCUCAGCAGGUCACAACCACUUUUGUUCUUUCAAAAGCUGCAGUAGAGGCUUGGGGCCGUGCUCCUGGCCUCCAGUAUACCUGGGAUUCCAGAGCUGCCCAUGCGUGCAUGCUCGCCAGGCCAGCUCAUCUUCACCGUGAUUCCACUGCAGAAGUGGAGGCUGGUUAGUGCAGUGAGGGGAGCACAGCUCAGGAGCCAACUUCCGGAUGGAGUCUGAGUUUGGCUGCAGAAGAAUAAGGCUGGAUCUGCUUCCUCUUCUCCCACGCACAGCCCUGUGCCACGCACGCAGUGUGGUAGAAGUGGCUGGCCUCAGGCGCACUCUGGGAGCCGACAGCUGCUGUGUCUGCAGUGCCCACCGCUUGCAGGUGUGAUCCACACUCCACGUGAACGGUGUUGCUCCUGACCAGAGAUUCCUUCGAAGCUCUUUUGCACACAGACUUUCUGCUCCUCUUCCCGCCCUGGGGCUCACAUCCCUGGCUGGAUGGGACCACAGUGCCCGGUUCUCCAGCUCUGUUCCAUCAUCUUUGCAAUGACGCAGCAGCCCGAGUCUGCUGCCUGAUCUCACCCUGGAGAAUGCAGUGUUUCCUUUUGAUUAUUUAUUCUUCUUGAUCAUGGAGUUAAUUUGAUUACUAAUGGUACUAAUGUCAGUGGGCCUGUCAGAAUGAUAACUUGAGUGAUUUGGAGGACCAAAUAGAAUACACAUACCAAAACCCCAGGGAGCUUAAAGGCCACAUAGAAGACUCCUUGUAAAAAGAAGUCGAAGCUGAACACGAGAAGUGGUGCUCUUGUAUCUUACUAAUAACUAGCUUGCUAGCUGUCCCCUGAUGACACAUCCACCUGGAAGAAAUCUCUGAUAAGGUCUUUAAUACCUAGCCCUAUUGGACAGGGUUUGAAAUGUCCCAGUUAUUUUGGUAGUGUUUCGAUGUUGGUGGCAAGCUCAGGCUGGAGGUAGGGGAGAAGAUGCUAAAGGGUCUCCCCCAAGACCUCUCCCAAAGUCCUUUCCCCCCAUAUCCGAGAGUACAGAGAGAGAUUUCAGAUGAUGAGGACCAGCAUUGGGCUGCCAGCCUCUUAGUUCGUGUGCAUCAUCAGCCGCCGUGUUCAUCGCAAGGACCAACAAAACCAAAGCCUGUGAGACAAGCCCCACCACCACUCCAGAAUGUAGCGUACACAUUCUAGAAGAGUUAUGGAAAUGCUUAUUCUUUGCCCUCAGGAGAGCCUCCAAUGUGAUUAUGAAAAAACAACAACAAAACAUGGGCUUUCAAUUUUUAAACCCACUUAUCUCAAAUUCCAGUGUUUGGCAGACUCCUGCAGAGCACCGGAGUCCUCUGAGCAUUCGCUCUGUCGCUCUGCAAAGCGUGGAUGGUCCUGCCGCACAGGAUCCUGGGAGGCUCGCAGGACUUGCGAGUUGGGCCUCUCUUCUCUCUGAGAGGCCUAGGUAUGGUGUAGAAUACCCUAAGGACAUUAUUGAUACUAUUUCUUUUUAUUCGACAUAAUGAGGAGUGUGUGUGCAGAUUAGUUCUGUACCUACAGCCCUUCUCCAAAACAGGGCAUUGGGGGGCACGUCUUACAUGGUAAUUUAUGAGGAGAGAAAAUGUUAAUAAGGUUGGGAGUGGAUCUUAAAGGGAAAGCACUAAGGCCUGCAGAGCAAAAUGGAGGCAACAGAGGCAGAUGGGAGACCCUGGUGUUCUCUGAGCAGAUCUGCCAGUGCCCAGAUGAAUUCUUUUAUGAUUCCCUCUCCAAAUUACUGGGGGCGGGGGG